AUGGUAACAACAACAACAGCCUCUACCAGAUCUUUCCUAACUAAAGAAGUAGAAUCAGUCAAAUUAUAUAGACAACUCUUGUCCCAUAACCAUGGCCGAUCAGGAGAAGAAGAUGAACUCGCGAUCGACCCGUCUCUAAUAUUCGACAAUUCAAAACUCAAGCUUGCUUACAUUGCCUUGCAAGCUUGGAAGCGUGUCAUCCUAUCCGACCCAUAUGGCGUAACUAGAAAUUGGGUUGGAUCCAAUGUAUGCAACUACAACGGCAUCUUCUGUGCACCUGCACCCGACUGCCCACGCGAACUAACUGUCGCCGGAAUCGACGUCAAUCAACAGAACAUUGCCGGACACCUCCCUGAGGAAUUAGGCCUACUAUUUGAUCUAGCUUUGUUCCAUGGCAACUCCAACCGCUUCUGCGGAACGGUUCCUUACACUUUUGUAAACCUGAAACUCCUAUUUGAAUUGGAUCUCAGCAAUAACCGAUUCUCCGGUAGGUUUCCUACUCACGUCUUGCGCUUGCCGGAGCUUAAGUAUUUGGAUAUUCGGUUUAAUGAAUUCGAGGGGAAGCUGCCGGAGGAGCUGUUUGAGAAAGAACUGGACGCUAUUUUCUUGAACAAUAAUAGAUUCUCGUCGAAAUUGCCUGAGAAUUUUGGGAAAUCGACGGCUUCUGUUAUUGUGCUUGCGAAUAAUGAGUUGAGGGGUUGUAUUCCUAAGAGCUUGGGGAAUAUGUCGGCGACAUUGAAGCAGAUUAUACUGUCGAGGAAUGGGUUUCAGUCGUGCUUGCCGGAGGAAUUGGGGGAGUUGAAGAAUCUGACUGUGUUGGAUUUGAGUUUUAAUCAGUUGGUUGGGAAUUUGCCGGGGAGUAUGAAGGAGAUGAGGAGUUUGGAAGUGUUGAAUUUGGGUCGGAAUAUGUUUUCUGGAGAGAUUGGUGAUGAGUUGUGUGAUCUUCCCAGGUUGGAGAAUAUUACUUAUGAUGGUAAUUAUUUUAAGGAUGAAUCAACCAUUUGUUUGAGUUCGGCGGAUUUUGAUGAUCGGAGGAAUUGUUUUUCUGGAAGGCCUUUUCAGAGAUCAAGGAGACAAUGUGAUGGGUUUUAUUCACUACCGCCUACUGUUUGUAAGUGUAAUGGUGCACCCACAUUAACACCACCAUCACCAUCAUCACCGGUGUUGCCUGUAAUCCCGCCUAGUCAAUCAUCGCCGCCAGUGGUAACGCCAGUAACGCCGCCGACUAGUCAGCCAUCGCCGCCAGUGGUAACGCCAGUAACACCGCCGACUAGUCAGCCAUCGCCGCCAGUGGUAACGCCUAGUCCUUUUUCACCGAUCUCACCAUCGCCAUCAUCAGUUCCUCCAUUACCAUCGCAAUUAAGUCCCUCAGGGCAAUCUUCUUCUUCUUCUCCAUCCCCCUCACCAACAGCAAUAAUAUCACCUGAAAGACUGCCACCUUCACCUUCACCC
Messenger RNA from Impatiens glandulifera, 1452 nucleotides. Its product is annotated as leucine-rich repeat extensin-like protein 3. Lineage: Eukaryota; Viridiplantae; Streptophyta; Magnoliopsida; Ericales; Balsaminaceae. The annotation marks the transcript as partial. The transcript has a single exon. The record is from RefSeq and is a predicted model, not a curated record. Gene Ontology annotation, molecular function: protein binding.